CCGCAGCGCCGCCGGGCUGGGCGGCGCGGAGCGGCCGCAGGGACGCGGGCCGGGGGCGGUGGAGCCGCGAUCGGAGCCGGCGGAGGCCGCGCGCUUCAUUUUCGUGGCGAAAUCUUCCUCUCCUUUAAGCCUCCUUAGAACUGGUUUUGAUGGUUAAGUUGACACAAUGACAGACUUUGAGAAGAACCUCCGCCAGGACAUGAUUUCUCAGCUGCACAACUUUGCUGCCGUGGGAGAUGCAGCCAGACUGAAAGCACUGCUCAGUCGUUCCCCGUCACUUGUCAAUGCAGCUGCGGGGAACGGCUGGACAGCCCUGAUGUUCGGUGCCAGGAAUGGACACCUCGAGGUUGUGCAGGUUCUUCUUGAGCAAGGGUGUGACAGAUCCAUCAUUAAUAAAUCAAGGCAGACAGCUCUGGACAUCGCUAAAUUUUGGGGGUACAAACACAUAGCUAAUUUGUUGGCUAAUGUCAAGGGUGAUCAGAAGCCUAGUUUUUUGUCCAAUGAUGUGAAAGAAUAUGAAAAUUAUUUUGGCAUGACACUUCUGGACAGAAGGAGUGAUAAAAGAACAGAUUCCAAGUGGCUGAGUAAAAAACAAAGCCAUCCAACUACAGUAUACAUCCUCUUCUCAAAUCUAAGUCCCCUGGUUACUUUGAGUGGGGGAAUAGAUAGUUCCCAGCAGCCAGAAGUAAAGCUUUGCAGGCUGUACCACAAGGAUGUGGAGCAGUGCCUGAACCAAACCGAAGAGUGCACCUUGAUUUUUCUUGGAGUUGAACUUCAUCAGAACCUGACAGCUGCUUGCAGUGGAAGAGUUCUGCAAGAAGAUGAAGAGGACGGGUUAGUUGCUUGGUUUGCUCUUAGCAUAGAUUCCGCUUCUGCUGAGAAAUUUAAACAGAAGCAUGAGGACUGUUACUUUCUUCACCCACCAAUGCCAGCACUGCUGCAGCUACCUGAAAAAGAAGCUGGAGUAGUAGCCCAGGCUCGGUCUGUUCUAGCGUGGCAUGACCGUUACCGAUUCUGCCCAACGUGUGGGAGUACCACCAAGACUGAAGAAGGGGGUUACAAGAAAACUUGCUUAAAAGAAGAUUGUCCCAGUCUCCAAGGAGUUCACAACACAUCAUACCCAAGAGUUGAUCCUGUUGUGAUAAUGCAAGUCAUCCAUCCGGAUGGGAACCACUGCCUUUUAGGUAGGCAGAAGAGGUUUCCCCCAGGAAUGUUUACGUGUCUUGCUGGAUUUGUAGAACCUGGCGAAACAAUAGAAGAUGCCGUUCGAAGAGAAGUGGAAGAGGAGGCUGGAGUCAAAGUUGGCCAUGUUCAGUACGUCUCUUGUCAGCCAUGGCCAAUGCCCUCAUCCCUAAUGAUUGGCUGCUUGGCUGUGGCAGUGUCCACAGAAAUUAAAGUUGACAAGAAUGAAAUAGAGGAUGCCCGCUGGUUCACUAGAGAACAGGUCGUGGAAGUUCUCAUCAAAGGAAACCAGCGUUCGUUCUUUGUACCACCGAGUCGAGCUAUUGCACACCAGUUGAUUAAACACUGGAUUGGAAUGAAUGCUAAUCUUUAGUUCAGAUAAUUGAUUUAAGUUAAGUUACUUGUCUUACUGAAUGCUAAAUUAGGAAUAAACUAGAAUUGUUUAUUUAUCUAGUCGUUGUGCAACCAUACGAUUUUUUGAGCCCUUCCUUAGGUUCCUGAGCUAAACUAUGCAAAUCAUUUGUAGGUGUUUUCAUAGCUGAAUUAGAAAUGGACAACAAUUAUCCCCAAAAAGCAAGCAACAAAUAGAUCGAAUUGGUACCUUGUUGUGCAGAGGCUGUUUUUUUGUCCUAGAAUCAAAUUAUUAUGCUUUUUACUGUUACACUUUUAAUGUUUGAUUUGGUCCUUUCUCCAGUGGAAGGAGUUACAGCAUUACAAAGAGGGAUGUCUGACCUUGCCUGCUGUAUGUAUUCUGUAUUUACAUUCUCCUAUUUUAUCUUAAUUUUUUCUUUCUCAUUUUUGCCUUUCUCCAUUCUUUACAUUCUGCCUGUCACAAAAAUUGGCAUUCAGCGCUGAAAGUCUCAGCAGCAAUGGUUAUUUUUAAGCUAAUAACAUAUAUAAAUGGUGAAUAUGAGGUACUAGGUAUCUUUUACUUUAAUAACCUAAUUUACAUUAAUUCUCUAAGCAGAGCAUUUAUUCAUCCCUUCUGAUUUGGCCUGCAUACAACUUACCCAAUUGUAUAUCAGUCUGAAUUUAAAGGUAUAACACAGUGCUUUGGUUUCGAAAAGGUGUUGGAGAGCCAUCCCCAAAAGCCUAAACAUUAGUAUUUUAUAAGAUAAUAAUGUACUUAAUGCCCCUAGGCAGUGAGUUAUGUCAUUCUCUGAUAAUUAGAAAUGGAACCGUAGAGUAAUGGAAGAGGAAAAAAAAACAUACCAUCUGAAAAUAUGCACAAAAUUCUUUAUGAAAUGGAGAUGCUAAUAUUGUUACUGCUAUUAAGAAAUUUACACUGGAAAUAAGUAUAUUAACUGCAGGUGUAAGACGGAAAGCAUUAUAUGAAUUAAAAUAUUUACUUAUGUGUACUUAAUGCUAUAGUUCAAAUUUUUGCCUUAAUUUAUCAAGUUAUUAAAAAUGUUAUUUUCAAAAUAAAAGUAUAUUAUUUUUAUUA
Molecule: messenger RNA, 2626 nt
Organism: Myiozetetes cayanensis
Lineage: Eukaryota; Metazoa; Chordata; Aves; Passeriformes; Tyrannidae
Gene: NUDT12
Product: nudix hydrolase 12
Exons: 8
Coding region: 167-1555 (462 amino acids)
Biological process (GO): NAD+ catabolic process; NADP+ catabolic process
Cellular component (GO): cytosol
Molecular function (GO): NADH pyrophosphatase activity; protein binding; metal ion binding
Source: RefSeq, a predicted model, not a curated record